Molecule: messenger RNA, 1248 nt
Organism: Psylliodes chrysocephalus
Lineage: Eukaryota; Metazoa; Arthropoda; Insecta; Coleoptera; Chrysomelidae
Source: the annotation of a GenBank genome assembly
AUGAAAAGAAAGGCCCAUUCCUUUGCAGAUAUCACAGAAGCCUCAACAAGCCAGAAUAAGAAAUCUAAUGUGUGUAUUCCCCAUGUAUUUCCUCAAGGUUUAGAGGCAAUUUUGUCAAAAUAUACAGAUGGACAAAUUGUCCUUCUGCAGAAAAACAAACUAAACAAUUGUUUGAGACAGAAGCUAGUGAAAGUUGUAAUUACAGAACUUUUUCCUGUAUAUGGGCUAGAGAUAAGGGCUGAGGUUUUUACCAAAUUGGCUAAGGAAAUUGAAGAGUUGUUUCCAAAUGAAAAUGCAGCAACAUAUUACCUCCCUUAUACAACGUGCAAAGAUAAAGAUAAAGGAAGGAAAUCAAUUGGGCCAAGAGGAAAACUAUAUACAAAAUAUGUGAAUUGCAAAACUCAAUUAAGACUUGCUAAUGCACAGAAAAACACUCAGAAAGCCCCUAAUAAGAAAGUUGAGAGUCCAAAAUCAGUAUCAGCGAAAACAAGUUUAGAAUUUCUCAAGGUAGCUAUAGAGCCCUAUCCCAAGAUUUUGGAAGCAUGGGAAGAUAGUCUUAGCUUAAGAAAAAAAGUCUACUGCAAUGUGUCCUUAGAUGUUAUUUAUAAGGAUUUACCUUGCCUCAAACAAAAUUUUGGAAUUGAACUGAUUGAAACAGACUUUAACAGAAAAUAUCCUGAUAGCACGGAUAUAAUAUACACAACAUGGCCAAAGGUGGCUAAAGCCAUACUAAAAGAAGCUCAAGAAAGGAAAAUUAAGUUGCCAGAAAGUACAGAUGAUAAUACUCAGGCAAUACUAAUUCUACCAUAUCUAUUCCAACCAACCACCAUUAAAAAAUCCAGAAAAGGAUGCAAUUGGAGACCCAGCAGAAGCGAGAUUCAAGAAAGUUUUUUCAUUCAUGUAGCGAACGUUUCUGAAAUUGAUGAAAAGGCAGCCACCAGGAGGGCUAAAUUAGCAGAGUAUGGCCUGACUUUGCAACCAUAUGCGUGUGUAAUAGGAGAUCUAGAUAAUCUAACCUUUGCCGUGGUGAUCGAGGACAACAAAUACUUUUUGCAAAGUUGUGUAAGAACAAUUGAACUCUUAUUUAAAUGUUUUUACGCGCUAGAUGUGGAGUUUCCUAUCGAAAGUGACCAAAUUUGGCAGUUUAUAAGUGAGGAAAUUUUUAAAAUUAAAUUGCAGUUUAGAUCACCCACUGUCGAUUCAAUGAUUAGCGAUUUAGCCUUUCAUUUAGGCAACGAAUUAGAUUGA